GAAAGGAGACUGAGAAAGCCAAAGAUAGGUGUGAUAAAGCCACUAUGAAGCUUCAUAUGUUGCAUAAUCAGUAUGUGUUGGCACUGAAAGGAGCACAGUUACAUCAGCACCAGUAUUAUGAUACUACGCUUCCUCUGUUACUUGAUUCGCUACAGAAGAUGCAAGAAGAGAUGAUUAAAGCCCUAAAAGGGAUCUUGGAUGAGUAUAGCCAGAUCACCAGUCUUGUAACAGAGGAGAUUGUGAAUGUCCAUAAAGAGAUCCAGACCUCGGUUGAACAGAUAGAUCCUGACUCUGAGUAUAAUGACUUCAUAGAUACUCACAGGUCAUCAGAAGCUGUUGAGCAAGAAAUAGAGUUUGAUACGUCUUUACUAGAAGAAAAUGAAAACCUUCAAGCUAAUGAGAUCAUGUGGAAUAAUCUAACAGCAGAAAGUUUACAAGUCACGUUAAAAACAGUAAUAGAAGAACUGAUUCAGACACAGCAAACCCUUUUGAGCAAAGAGGAACUUGUGUUGGAACUAGAGAAAAAAAUAGAAGAGUCCUCUAAGACUUGUGAAAAGAAGUCUGAUAUUGUACUCUUGCUGAGCCAAAAGCAAGCGCUGGAAGAACUUAAGCAAACAGUUCAGCAAUUAAGAUGCUCUGAGGCAAAAUUUGCAGCCCAGAAAGAACUACUGGAACAAAAGGUUCAAGAGAAUGAUGGGAAAGAGCCACCACCUGUAGUGAAUUAUGAAGAAGAUGCCAGAUCAGUCACUUCGAUG
Messenger RNA from Pelecanus crispus (Dalmatian pelican), 755 nucleotides. NCBI's taxonomy places the organism in Eukaryota, Metazoa, Chordata, Aves, Pelecaniformes, Pelecanidae. The record is from RefSeq and is a predicted model, not a curated record.